This is a messenger RNA of Culex pipiens pallens (northern house mosquito), 2323 nucleotides long. RefSeq lists its product as uncharacterized. The record is from RefSeq and is a predicted model, not a curated record. The transcript is spliced from 2 exons. Gene Ontology annotation, cellular component: nuclear body. NCBI's taxonomy places the organism in Eukaryota, Metazoa, Arthropoda, Insecta, Diptera, Culicidae. Gene Ontology annotation, biological process: positive regulation of DNA-templated transcription. Bases 359 to 2122 code for a protein of 587 amino acids.
AACGACACACAUAGGACACGUAGUAAAGGGAGGGGAAAAGCUGGAUUUGGCUUGGGUACGACAACGACGGCGAUGUAGCUGAACUACAGGCUCAGUCGGGUCGGCAGUUUGAGUUUGACGACCGGCUUGGAAGGGACGAACACGAUUGCUCUGCGUGUCCGCGCGUCACAACAUAACGGAGUAGGCGGUUGAAGCACCCAAACCCACCACCCACCACCCUGACCUGGCGACGCGUACUAGCAGACAUCAUCGCAGUAGGCCAAUUAUCGAUUUUCUCGUGCGGCUCAGCUCCGUUGCCGUGGUUUCGUAGCGUGACUCGUUUGUUAACCACUUAACCAACCUGGAAGUACUGGAGAGCAUGGGCCUGCGGAGACGAACCAUCGAUUCCGGCGAGCUGGCCCAACCCAACGGAGCGGCGACAGCCCACCGGGAAACCUGGGUGUCGACGAACAAAAUCCUCAACAGCAGCCAAGCCAAGCGCAUGAACAGUCGCAACCCAAACUUUGAUUACGAUGAAACCAAACUGCUCAUCCAGCUGUGGGGUGACCCCACCGUCCAGAAGACCCUCAUCACCACCCACAAGAAGCAUCCGGUCAUCGCGGAGCUCGCGCGGAAGAUGCGCGAACACGGCUACAACCGGUCCACCGAGGAGAUCAACACGCGCAUCAAGAACCUCAAGUGCUUCUACAACCGCAUCAAAAAGGACAUGGCAGCUGGGAUAAUCAACCAAACAACCUGGAAACACUUUGCCGAGAUGGACGAAAUUAUCAGCCGGCCGGUGUUCGGAAAUGCCCACCGGAUGCACAUGAUUCAACAGCAAAAGCAACAGCAAGAACAGGAAGACCUCAAGUUGCAAAUUUUGGAGCAGCAGGAGCAGAUGCAGCGCUUCCCGGUAAAGUUGGAGGUGAUGAGCGACGAUGACUCGACGGAGAUCCGGGCGGAGGAUUUGCUCACGAUUGAUACGGCACCGCCACCCGAGGAGGCGGGAAGUGCUGCUGGGCCGGCAAGUGCUGGGGGAGGGGGAGGAGCAUUAGAAAAGGACGAGCUGCAUAUCAAGGAUGAUGAGAAGCAGUUUGAGGAUGAUGACGAGGACGACUACUCGGAUGAUAGCGACUUUGAUGUGGAAAAUGAGUUCAACGAUGGCCUGGAUGAGUUGCUGUCUAAAGCCAAGGCUACCGGAACCGCGGGAGCUGCCGAUUCCACAACCCCCAAACCAGCAGUCACGCUCAGCACAUCCGAAGCCGUUGCAACCAUUACGACUGCGACCGCCACAUCAACGACGGGCCCGGGAAAAAUCUCCGUCGUCCCGACGAAUCUUCUGCUCAAGCCACCCACCUCGACCGUCAACCUGAACUCCCCGAUCCAAAUCUACACCCAACCGACGGUCAGCUUGGCCGGAUCUACGACGAUAACCGCGAUCCCGCAGUCUUCGAUCGCCUCCAGCAUGGCUCCAUCCGGCGCGGGAAUGGCCCCGAUGAAGCUGCUGCUGGUGAACACCGUCUCCAAGGACGGAACCACCAAACAGAUCCUGACUCCGGCCUCGGAAGUCCCGGCGCUGUCCCAGAUGCGACCUCCCCCGAUGCUGGCGCCCAAACCCACGCCCAUUCCGAUCGCACCAAAGCCACAAACCGUAAACAUUCCCGCGCUCAGCAUUCCCUCGAGACCACCCACGAUGACGCCGAUCAUCACGGCAACUUCCGGCGCCGCAAGACCAAAACCGCCAGCCUUCCUCAACGGAGAGAAAUCUUCCGGCUUCAAAACCCUGCUCAACCAGCUGGUCACAGUCCAGCGAGAGAAUCUGGCCGUAUCUCGAGCGCGACUUGCUCUGGACAAGGAGCGGCUCGAGUUUGAAAAACAAAUCGGAGGACCUCUGGUGGACGUGGUCCGAAACCUGAGCGGGUUCUUCAACGGGUUCCUGCAACAGUUUCAGCACCAGCAGCAACAGCUUCAGCAAAAGCAAACCCAAAUGGUCAACGGAACGGCCAAGCGCCAAAGCGAGUCGGCAGAACCGAUGAAAGCAGCCAAAAAGCGACGCACCACGGGCAGCGUGGAAGCGGUGGAAACUUCGGUCACCACAAGUGAAGCUGUCAAAGCGGAAGUCAUCAGCGAUAACGACAACUGAAAUGGAGUUCUUUCCAACUACCCAAACAUACAUUCCUCGUUUUUAUCUUCUGUUAUAAAAUUUUAAUUUAUUUAACUUAUUAGUAGCGAUUAGUGACCUAUUUAUCUGCGCUAAAUUAUUAAACUAGAGAGUGGAAUUCAAGCACCUUUGUAGAGCAAACCUGUUGAUAAUAAAACAAAUCGAGCCCUAUAUUUUUAAUAA